GCGCAGCCUUUCCGGCGCUCCGUGGAUGAUGCCAUUUCCGGUGAAGGGAGGCGGGUGGUGCUCUGCUAUUACUACCACUGCCGCGGCACUACUACUGCUGCUGUGUCAGGGUGUCUGAGGGGCAGAGAUGGCGAGUGCGGGGGACAUCUACCGGCUGCGUUGCUCCUUGGUGGGGCAUGAGCUGGACGUGAGAGGACUCAGUUGCUGUCUCUUCCCGGCCGGCGCCUUCGUGUCUGUGUCCCGGGAUCGGACGGCGCGGCUCUGGGCGCCGGACAGUCCCAACAGAGGAUUUGCUGAAGUGCACUGCAUGAAUGGGCACUCCAAUUUUGUUUCUUGUGUAUGUAUCAUCCCUCCAAAUGACAUUUACCCACGUGGAUUAAUUGCCACUGGUGGGCAUGAUAACAACAUUUGCAUCUUCACUUUGGACAGCUCUGCACCGCUCUUUGUCCUUAAAGGUCAUAAAAAUGCAGUUUGUAGCCUCUCAUCUGGGAAAUUUGGCACCCUUCUUAGUGGCUCAUGGGAUACGACAGCCAAAGUCUGGUUGAAUGACAAAUGCAUGAUGACACUACAGGGCCACACUGCAGCAGUCUGGGCUGUGAAGAUAUUGCCUGAACAAGGAUUAAUGUUGACUGGUUCAGCUGAUAAAACCAUUAAACUGUGGAAGGCAGGUAGAUGCGAGCGAACAUUUACUGGACAUGAAGACUGUGUAAGAGGCUUAGCUAUUUUAAGUGAGACAGAGUUUCUUUCUUGUGCAAAUGACGCCAGCAUUCGAAGAUGGCAGCUAUCCGGCGAAUGUCUCCAAGUUUAUUAUGGGCACACAAAUUAUAUAUACUGCAUAUCUGUCUUUCCACAGAGUAAAGAUUUUGUCACCACUGGUGAAGACAGAUCACUCAGAAUCUGGAGAAAAGGAGAAUGCACACAGACGAUCAGACUUCCUGCUCAGUCCGUUUGGUGCUGCUGUGUGUUGGACAACGGAGACCUUGUUGUUGGAGCAAGUGAUGGCGUUAUCAGAGUGUUUACAGAGUCUUUGGAGCGCACAGCAAGUCUGGAGGAGAUUCAGGCAUUUGAAAAUGAGCUUUCCCAAGCAACAAUUGAUCCUAAAACUGGUGAUCUAGGAGACAUUAAUGCUGAUGAUCUUCCUGGUCUAGAGCAUUUAGAUGAACCUGGUACAAAGGAUGGACAGACAAGACUGGUUAAAAAUGAUGGAAAAGUUGAAGCUUAUCAGUGGAGCAUCAGUGAUACGAAGUGGAUGAAAAUUGGAGAUGUUGUUGGCUCAUCUGGAGCUACGCAGCAGACGUCUGGAAAAGUUUUGUUUGAAGGAAAGGAAUAUGACUAUGUUUUCACUAUUAAUGUCAAUGAAAGUGGACCCUCUCACAAGCUGCCAUACAACAUCAAUGAUGAUCCAUGGCUGACCGCAUACAACUUCCUGCAGAAGAAUGAUCUGAAUCCCAUGUUUCUGGAUCAGGUGGCCAAAUUCAUAAUUGAGAACACCAAAGGACAAACAUUGGGGCCCACAAACACUGAAUUUUCAGAUCCUUUCACAGGUGGUGGCCGUUAUGUUCCAGGUUCUUCCUCAGGGUCCAAUGCAGGACUUGCUGCAGAUCCAUUCACAGGUGCUGGUCGCUAUGUCCCAGAUUCAGUGUCUCACCCUACAGCUCCUUUAAGUGGAGUUCAUCCGUUUACAGGGACUGGUGCCUACAAAUUAGCUGCAGCUAAAGCAGAAAAUAUUUAUUUUCCAAAGAAAGAAGCUGUUACUUUUGAUCAGGCCAACCCAACACAGAUACUGAGUAAACUGAAAGAACUUAAUGGAAAUGCACCUGAAGAACAACAACUGACUGAAGAUGAUUUAGGUCUCCUAGAAAAAAUGCUGUCUAUAAUAUGCAAUACCUCUGCAGAAAUACCCACUGCGCAGCAACUUCAGAUUUUGUGGAAAGCAAUCAACUGGCCAUAUGACAUUGUCUUCCCAGCACUAGAUAUCCUUCGUUUAUCAGUCAAGCACCCCAGCGUGAAUGAAAGCUUCUGCAGUGAAAAGGAUGGCAUUCAGUUCAGCAGCCACCUUAUCAAAUUUUUGAACCCUGGAGGAAAGCAAGCCAACCAGAUGCUGGCCCUUAGAACUCUUUGCAAUUGUUUUGUUCAUCCAGUUGGUCAAAAGCUCAUGAUGUCACAGGGAGACUCAAUAAUGUCACAAGCAAUAGAACUGAAACUGAGCAGCAAUAAGAACAUUCACAUUGCACUGGCCACCUUGGCUCUGAACUAUGCUGUUUGUUUACAUAAAAUAAAUAACAUUGAGGGCAAAGCUCAGUGCUUGUCAGUGAUCAGCACAGUCAUGGAAAUUGUGCAAGACCUUGAAGCUAUUUUUAGGCUGCUGGUGGCUCUUGGGACACUAAUCAGUGGUGAUUCAAAUGCUGUACAGUUAGCUAAGUCUCUAGGGGUUGACUCCCAAAUUAAGAAAUAUUCCUCUGUAUCAGAACCAGCUAAAGUAAAUGAAUGCUGUAGGUUUGUGCUUAAUUUGCUCUAACCCUUUUUUAAAGCACUUGGAAAUGUAGGACUAUGCUGAUUUUUUUUUCAUAUUUUACAAGAACUAAAAGAAAUACUGUGGGUUAAUUAUCUGGACAUUGAAUGAAACAAUCUAAAUAAAACCUUUUUGCACUGA
This is a messenger RNA of Hemicordylus capensis (graceful crag lizard), 2653 nucleotides long. It is a transcript of the gene PLAA, whose product is annotated as phospholipase A2 activating protein. The coding region runs from base 128 to 2518 and encodes 796 amino acids. Gene Ontology annotation, cellular component: nucleus; cytoplasm. Lineage: Eukaryota; Metazoa; Chordata; Lepidosauria; Squamata; Cordylidae. Gene Ontology annotation, biological process: proteasome-mediated ubiquitin-dependent protein catabolic process; ubiquitin recycling. Gene Ontology annotation, molecular function: ubiquitin binding. The transcript is spliced from 14 exons. The record is from RefSeq and is a predicted model, not a curated record.